ACUUAAAAAAAACGAACUAUAGGCACCUUACCCUAUAUGUGUGAUCUCACUUUUCUACCUUAAAAGAAUGUGUUAUUUCUUUUCAAGAUUUUGUUUUGUGAAUUUCUUCAGUUUAAAAGAGUGCAAAAGAGGGAAAUGACUCCAUUGAAUUUCUUUGUCAGUCUGACAAUUAUUGUUAAAACUUAAAGUUGUUUCAUCCGAUGGGAUAAGAUAGGAUUGUGAAGAUAUUCGCACAAAAAAAAACUUCAGGAUUCAGGAUGUCUGGUGGUGCAAAGGCUAAGACAAGACCCAUUAUUCCUGAGAGUGCUACUCCAAUUGAUAAAUUGAAGAUAACAAUAAAUAAAGGAGGUGUAAUCACUGAAGUGGAUGCCAUUCACGCCGGCUGGGCCGAGCCGAGGGAGUACGUGCCGUUCAGCUGGCCGCCCGAUGAACCGGUCGAACAGGCCGGCUGGCUGGCCGGUGUCGAGCUGCUCAUUGAGGACCUGCACUGGCUGCUGCGCCGGCCCUACCACAGGUUCUGGUCUCAGGUGGUGUACGACCUGGCGCUGGCCGAGUGUCUGAGCACCACGCUGGAGACGCUGCCGCGGCCGCACGAGCUGGCACUGCUGCCGGCCUCCCCGGCCGUCCGGCAGGCCGUGCAGCAGGUGGCGCUGCUGGUGCUCAAACUGGCCCUCCGAAUGGCCACAUACAAGGAGAGCAAGGAGAACCAGCUGAGCCCGGCACUAUUCGCCCAGCUGGUGUACGACAACUACCUGUGGGACAUGGCGCGGCUGAUGGACCUGUGCGCCGUCUACUCGGUCUCCAACUGCCAGCUGCUGAGCCGGCAGCUGGAGUCGCUGUUCACCCACCAGCCGGCCUAUGUGCAGGAUCUGCAGCUGACUGUGCUGGAACUGCCGCAGCUGCUGGGCCGGGUCGAGGAGCGCGUGGCCGGCACAGAGCUGGGCAAGUCCCUCAGCUGGACCGAGCUCUGGGACGUGGUGCAGUACGUCACCGAUCUGGCCACCUCUCUGGACGCCUUCCUGCGCGUCUACCCGGCCGGCAGUGUGCCCUUCAGAGAGACUGGCGUACUGGUCAGAAUAGCCUCAUUCUACGACACGGUGAUACCGCGACUGUGGCGGCGACUGGAGGCGGAGACGCAGGCUGAGGUUCCGCCGCCGGCCGAGGUGCGGCGCCACCUGCUGCUGUGUCGCGCUGCGCUCAUCUCUGUGGUGCGCCGGGCGCUGGAGUACUGCUGUUUGGAGCCGCUCCGUGAAGAGCAGACGGCUACAGAGGCGGUCGGUCGGAACAGGGAGCGUCUGCUCGACUGCGGUGAGCGAUACCUGGAGGUAAUGACGGAGUGUCUGGCCGAACAGCACUUUAUGGCCGACUACCACCUACAGCACCCGGUCAACGAGGAUGUACUGACCGUGCGACAGGGCUGCCCGGACCUUGACCCUGCGCGACUCGACUACGUCCUGGACGCCGUGCUCAGCGCCGUACCGCCGGCGGCCGCCACCCCGCCCGAGCCCGCCCCCGCCGCGGCGGACCCGGCCGGGGCCGGGGCGGGGGCGGGGGCGGAGGACGGGGGCGCAGAGGCCGGGCCGAUGGUCGACGGUGUCGAGCUGGAGUCGAUGGUGUCCCAUGUGCAGGAUCUGCUGCCAGACCUUAGUCGCAGCUUCGUCAUGGCCUGUCUGGAGCACUACAACUUCAGCUCGGAGCGGGUCAUCAACGCGCUGCUGGAGGACUCACUACCCCCGUCACUGGCAUCGCUCGACCGAACGGCGGAGGCGGCACUCCCCCCGCCGCCCGAACCGGCCCCCACCCCCGCCCCGUCGAGCGUCCUCUCGACGCGACGGAACGUGUUCGACGGAGACGAGUUCGAUGUGAUGAGUCGCAAUGAUGUCGACCUGAGUCGAUUCCACAAGGGCAAACGUAUGACUGAGGCGCGGCUGGCGCGCGAGCUGGCGGACAAAUCGUCCCUGCGCGAAGCCGGCCAGCGUGAGCGGUACCAGCUGUUUGGAUCGCUAACCACGGACGGUAGCGUGUACGAGGCGAUACACUAUGAGGACGAGUAUGACGACACGUAUGAUGACGUCACCACGGGUCAGGAGGAACCCAAGGAGGAGGCCGAGGAGGACAGCGGGCCGGUGCCCCUGAACCAGCCGCUGCCCAGCUCCCGGUGGCGGCGGCCCGACCCGGCCGCGGAGGAGGACCAGGAGACGGCCGGGCCGCGGCGCGACCACUUUGUCCAGGAUCCGGCCGAGGUUCGCGCCCGGCAGGAGGCCCGCCGACAGGAGCAGCAGCAGCGGCGCCGCGGACGGGGCCGCGGCGGCCACCACGGCCCGCCGCUUAACAGGGACGUCGUCGGCGCACCGCGCGGCCAGGGCCAGGACAAACAGGUUCUGCAAAACCGGCGGCGGAAAAAACGAACAGAAGUCUACCCAGCACCGGCGCGGCGCCGACCGGAAGCAGAGGGGCGGCAUGUUCUAGGCGCAGCGCGCGCGGCGUCUGUUGGCUGUGUUGGCAGAGUGCCGGGGCGGGAGGCGGGUCCCCGUCCGGUGGCUGUGGCGGAGAGCCGGGCGUGCUCAAGAGAAAGGCCAGCACCCGAGUGUGAUCGACUUGGUUGACCGGUGUAUCUGCUGUGUAGAGCGGAGAUUCAGGGCCCAGCGCGUGGUGUCACGUGAGUUAUAUCGCACAUUGACAGGCACCAGCUGCGUCCUAACCAACCUUUUCACAGGCGGAUGGUUCUCCAUCGCAACGCCCAAAAGCCCGGACCAGAGUAUGCGAGCAGGGGUACCGGGACGACGUCGUGCUGUUUACGUGCAUUUUUAUCUUGUUGUGUGAUGCAGUGUCACGAAGAUAUUUAUCUUUUUUCGCACGCAAAGGUGAUCGAUCGACAAAUGAAGCUGUGUAUUGAUGAUGAA
Molecule: messenger RNA, 2903 nt
Organism: Amphibalanus amphitrite
Lineage: Eukaryota; Metazoa; Arthropoda; Thecostraca; Balanomorpha; Balanidae
Product: activating signal cointegrator 1 complex subunit 2-like
Exons: 14
Coding region: 258-2606 (782 amino acids)
Biological process (GO): regulation of DNA-templated transcription
Molecular function (GO): ubiquitin binding
Source: RefSeq, a predicted model, not a curated record